GGCUUCUCUUCACUGACCAAGAAGUGGAUAAGAACUAUUCCAACUCACAGAAAGAUGACCUCAAUAAGUGGCAGUGCAUCAUCAAUGGAAAUUAUUUUGGCUGAAGAAACUCGGGCACUGGUUGCCAAAAUGGGGGGAUUUGUAUAUUUCCUUAACAGAAUGGAAAGUGAGAUGAUAAAAAUGGCAAAAGCUCACUUCAAUCUAAUCCUGUGGAUGCUUAGAGUCCUUAAGAGGUGCCAAAAGAAGGUAAUUGAGCUCAGAGACGUGACUGAGAAUCUGAAAGAUCUAACAAAAGUCUUUUUUUACAAGAAGUGUGCCAUGCGUAAAGAAAUUGAGAAUUGUCAGAACCAAAUGAAAAUUAAGAUAACAUUGGUCAGGAGAAGUAAAAUCCUGGCUCAAGAAGUGGGGGAAUUGGUCAAGAAGGCUGCUAGAGAAGCAGCUUUUAGGAAUUCACAGACAGCAGCCCAGGGACCAAAGGAUGCUAAAACAAAAGAAGCCAGUGAGUUGGAGUAUAUUUCUCUGAGUCUGGCUGAAAACUGGUGGACAUUAUUGGAGAAAUGUGUGGAGUUGGCAGAGGCUAGGAUAUCGUCAGCAAAAAAGUCAUUGGAAAUGAUUGAGAAGAGAGAGAAGUGGGAAAAGCUGUUGAAGAGACUCUUCCUUCAGGCUGCCAUGGCAGCCCAACUUGGCAUGAUAUUACAGAAAAGACGAAUUGAGGGGAAAAACGUGGAGAUAGAGAAAAUGGUGUCCAUUCACCGAAAACACCAGAAAGAAAUUGUCUGCUGUAAGGCUCUGGAAGAAUGUGAAGUCAUGGACUUCCUGCUCACAGAAUUGAGGCAGAUCUCUGAAGUGAUUAUUUCGGAACUCUCUUCCCAAGAAAAAGUGGAAGACUGACCUCUUCACAACCCAUCCUGGCCAUAAACAGACUUUUAGUUGGCCAAAGAUACCUGAUAUUUGUAUGGAUGAAGACAAAGGAAGAAAAAUCAAGCGUGGCAUCUGUUAGCCUCCAAUUACUGUCUUACUGGGAAACUUAAGCAGCAGGAUUUGAUCGAAGAAUCUUCAAAUGAGACAAACCUUUGGGGUCCUCCUUCCACUAUU
Messenger RNA from Sarcophilus harrisii (Tasmanian devil), 1095 nucleotides. RefSeq lists its product as uncharacterized. The record is from RefSeq and is a predicted model, not a curated record. NCBI's taxonomy places the organism in Eukaryota, Metazoa, Chordata, Mammalia, Dasyuromorphia, Dasyuridae. The coding region runs from base 55 to 891 and encodes 278 amino acids. The transcript is spliced from 3 exons.